This is a messenger RNA of Anthostomella pinea, 1080 nucleotides long. Lineage: Eukaryota; Fungi; Ascomycota; Sordariomycetes; Xylariales; Xylariaceae. The record is from the annotation of a GenBank genome assembly.
AUGAGCGACGCGGCGCCACGAGAGGCCACCAACUCAGAAGGCCCGUCAUCCAAGAAAUCGAGAGCCGAAAACGCGGUCGAGCCGCACAUCCUCGCGAAAUACCACCCGGAUCUUAUCGACUAUGUCCAGAAAAUGAUCGCAUCCGGCGCAGCGCAACACGAGGUCCCGAUCGAGGAACUCCGGGCGAACCCCUCCAAGUACGCGCCGCCGUGGAGCAAGGACGUCACGGGCUGGGAGAGGGUCGCCGACGACGAGGUCGUUUCGGAGGACGGGGCUAAGGUUCCGGUCAAGAUCUACCAUCCGGAUCCCUCACGGUUCGGGGAUGGUCCUUAUGGUGCCCACUUGAACUUUCAUGGGGGUGGGUUUGUCCUUGGUGACUUGACCACGGAGUCACAGUUAUGCCUGAGCAUGAGAGAUGGUGCUGGAGUUGUAGUGAUUGACGUAAACUAUCGCCAUUGCCCGGAGACGUUCUGGGGCCAGUGUAUACAAGACGCUUGGGCGGCACUGAAAUGGACUCGAGACUCGGCAAGUAGGUUGAAUAUCAACCCCAACUCGGUCUCCAUUGGCGGCAUCUCAGCCGGCGGCCACAUCUCCAUCAUACUGCAGCAUCUGGCCAGAGAUGGCGGUAUACCACUGAAGCUCUGUCUGGCCACGGUGCCCCCGUCGACUGCGGGAUUGCAAUACGAAGACUACACCGAGUCGCCGUUCCCGUCCUUCUCGGAGUUCGCACACGGUCCAAUCCUCCCGUGGAAGCGCAUCCACUUCUUCGGUAAACAUUGUUUCCCCAGAGACAAGCUUGAGGAGUACCGGAAUGCGUGGCCGAAUUGGUGGUUCGCGCCUCUGGAUGCCGAUAACUGGAGUGGCCUGUGUCCGACCUUCAUCAGGACGGCCGAGUGCGACCCCCUGCGAGACGAGGGCGAGGCGUAUGGGCUGCAGCUUGUGUCUGGGGGGACCAAGGUCUGCUUUAAGCGCUACCUGGGGUGUCCGCAUCUGUUCAUGUACUUCGACUGGUUCGCGGUGAAGAAGCAGUACGAUUUGGAUUCCAUUGCGGCGCUGAGGGAAGCACAUGGGACACGUUGA